AUGCAACCGACUUUAUUUCAAUCAACUGGUUUAUGUUCAUCAUUCAGUUCUAAUAAUUUAUCUAAUGUUAAUACAACUGCUGGUUUAUCCGUUUCAGAAAAAGAUGAAGAUGGACAUCGUGAUCUUAUUGAAAAUUCUAUUCAAGAUUGGUGUAUUCAAAAUAAAACUGCAAUUAAAAUUCCUGAUUCUAAUCUUAUUUCUGGUAUGCAUUAUCAUUUAAAAUUUACUUCAUCUCUUGAUAAAGCUGAAAUUAAAUGUUCAUGUGGUUUAGUAUACAUUCUGUUACGUGCUGAAUCCGGCAAUUUCAAAUUAUCAAAUUACUUUCGUCAUUUAAAAUCAGGUUGCUUGAUGGUUCAAACUGAAGUAAUGAAUGAUUCAAUUGGUGAUACAACACAAGAUGAUACUCAAGAUUCAACUUCUAUUUCUUCUUUACAACAAAUAUCAAUAACUUCUGUUCGAAAAAGAACUCGACGAUCAACAUCUAAGCAUACAACGACGAAAAAGAUUCGAACAGCUUAG
This is a messenger RNA of Rotaria sordida, 519 nucleotides long. NCBI's taxonomy places the organism in Eukaryota, Metazoa, Rotifera, Eurotatoria, Philodinida, Philodinidae. The record is from the annotation of a GenBank genome assembly.